CGCUGGUUUUUCACUCGCCUGGGUUUGCUCCCGAAUUUCGGCCUAGCUAUCCGUCUUUUGGUAAGGAGCUACUGUUGUGGUACUUUAGCUAGCUGCAAUCCAGCUCAUGCCAAUUUUCUUUCGAGGUUCCACGGGACGGCCACAACGGACGUUGUCACCUUCAGUGACACUCCGUGUCUGUCUUGUCCGCACUCGGAGUAUUGUGCUGGAGUCGCCACGGUCAAAACUUGGGUUGUGGCCACAGUAAUUAUGUUUCAAGGUAACCCCUGCAAGUUGUCUGCAUUCCCUCAUUGCCUAUUUUAAUAAGGGUGCCUGACG
Molecule: messenger RNA, 318 nt
Organism: Geodia barretti
Lineage: Eukaryota; Metazoa; Porifera; Demospongiae; Tetractinellida; Geodiidae
Source: the annotation of a GenBank genome assembly